UUAGCAGGUUAAGUAAUGACACUUCGACGUGCACUGAAAAACAAUCCAGCGCUGAGAUGCCUAGCUAUCCUUUUCUGCCAUAUUAAUGUUUGUUCUUUUGGUUCAGUCUCUUCCAAAUCCCCUCCAUCAACUGGUAACAGAAGCAGGACAACUUCAUUUACCGAUCAGAAUGAUGAAGGCACUGCAACACCAGACAAAGAGCUGUUAGCCGGAAUGAUAGCAGAACCUGCUUUUCUCUCUGAGUAUACUAUCUUUGCUUUGGAUCCCACCAAACAACCUAAGCCACAGAGUGACAGUGUGAAUUUAACUAAACAACCACUUCCUGGAUCCACAGAAAACAAUGAAUAUGAACCUGUCUCCCCACAGCGAAGUGACAGUCAUUCUUUUGCCCAGAGGCUUCAGCUUCGAGUUCCCUCCGUGGAGUCUUUGUUUCGAAUCCCUGUAAAAGAGACCCUAUUCUCCUCUUCUUCUAAGGAGUCCCUAGUACGAAGUUCUUCAAGAGACUCACUGAAUCGACUAGACUUGGAAGCCCUCAGUCCCACCUUUGAUCCACCUUCUGACAUAGAGAGUGAAACAGAAGAGCCUCUGGGAAAUGUGGACAGCUUCAGCAAAGAGCAGUUGCUGCAGCGUCUGCGUAGAAUGGAGCGCAGUUUGGGCAACUAUAGGGGAAAAUACUCAGAGCUAGUGUCUGCUUAUCAAGUUAUCCAGCGGGAAAAGAAGAAGCUGCAGAGCAUUCUGAGUCAAAGUCAGGAUAAAGCACUUCGCAGAAUUGGAGAAUUGAGAGAGGAGCUCCAGAUGGAUCAACAAGCUAAGAAACAUCUCCAAGAGGAAUUUGAUGCUUCCUUAGAAGAAAAGGAUCAACUUAUUAGUGUCCUGCAAACUCAAGUGUUGUUGCUGAAACAGAGAUUACAGAAUCAUCAGAUAGGCACUGAAUUGCCUGAUCAAAAUGUGCAGUCAGAACCAGAAGUUCAAAGUCUGACAAAAGAAGUCAGUGCAGAAAAUAUUUUGGAACCAGGAAGCAAUGAGGGUGAUGAAGAUCCUGUUAAAACAAUGGAAACUCUUAAUCAGAGGGUGAAGCGCCAAGAGAACUUGCUACAACGUUGGAAGGAAAUUAUUAGGUCACAUAAGGAGCGCUGUGCACAAUUAACCAAUGAGAAAGAUGCACUUCAAGAACAGUUAGAAGAGAGGCUUCAGGAACUGGAAAAAAUGAAGGACCUUCACAUGGCUGAGAAGACUAAACUGAUUACCCAGCUACGUGAUGCAAAGAAUUUGAUUGAACAGCUAGAACAAGACAAGGGCAUGGUAAUUGCGGAGACAAAGCGACAAAUGCAUGAAACACUGGAAAUGAAGGAGGAGGAGAUAGCCCAGCUGCGUGCUCGAAUCAAACAAAUAACUACAAAAGGCGAGGAAUUAAAAGAACUGAAAGAAAAGUCUGAAAGAGCUGCUUUUGAAGAGCUUGAGAAGGCUCUAAGUAUUGCACAAAAGACAGAGGAAGCCCGGAAAAAACUGCAGAUAGAAAUGGAUGAAAAAGUUAAAGCAGUGGAAAAGGCAAGUGAAGAAGAGAGAGUGAAUCUUCAACGGGAAUUAACCAGAGUGAAACAAGAGGUGGUUGAGAUUAUGAAGAAGUCUUCAGAGGAACGAGUUGCUGAACUAGAAAAAACCCAUAAAAAAGAACUGGCUACCAAAGAUCAGGAGCUAAAUGAAAGGUUACAGGCACAAGAAAAGGUGUUCCAGGAGAAGAUGAAAGCAGCUCUUGAAAAAAAUCAGAGUGAGUGCUUAAAAGCCCUUAAAGAGCAAGAGCUGCAAGAAUCCUUGGCCUUAGAAGAAUUAGAGCUGCAGAAGAAAGCCAUACAGUCUGAGUGUGACAAGAAAGUUCAGAAGAUGCAUCAAGAAGUAGAGACUUGUAAAACUAGGAUUCUUGAACUGGAAAGCUCUCUUGCAAAGUAUUCGCAAGAUGACAGAAAGCAGUUAGAGGAAUUAAGUACUCUCAUAGAGUCUGAAAAAAAGCAGCACAGUAAGGAAAUCAAUGAUAUGGUUGAAAAACACAAUAAAGAAUUGGAGAAUGUGAAACAGCAGCAAGAAAAGCUUUGGACAGAAAAACUUGAAACUUUAAAGCAACAACAAAUAACUGAAAUAGCAAAAAUACGAGAGAGAGAACAAGAGAUACAUACAAUUUUGAAAGAGAAAGAAACAGUUCUCUGUGCAAUCAUAGAAGAGAGGAAUGAAAAAACAUUAGAAAAACUUGAUGUGAAACAAACAGAAUUAGAAGCACUGUCUUCUGAGCUAUCAGAAGCACUAAAAAUACGUCAUGAUUUAGAAAAAGAGCUCUCAGAAUUGAAUAGUAAAGUGUGUGAAACAAAGCAAGAAUUGGAAGGAAAGUUGGAAGAAGAGAGGAAACGGCACAAUGAAAUGAUUGAAACUAUGUUAAAAGAGCAUGAAAUGUCUAUUCAAGGUGUUGAGAAGUUACUCAAAGAGGAACUCAACAAGCUCAAGCAGUCACUGGAGGAGAAAGACAGACAUUUGGAGGAGUUGAAAGCACGUGAACAAAAACUAAAAGAAUCUGCAGAAAGAUCUGAAGCUGAACUUGUCCAAGUGUCUGCAAAACUGGAGGAGCAAAGCAGUGAAAAUACAAGGAAAGUAAUCUCUCUAACACAGCAAUAUGAAUGUCAACUGAAGGAUCUACAAAGAAAGGCUGAUGAGACGAAGAGAAGUCUGACUGAGAAGGAAAAUGAAAUUGAGCACAUGAAGAAGUUACAGAACAAGCAAGAGGAAGAGCUUAAACAGAAACUGUUAGCUGCAGAGGAGAGAAUUACAGCUUUGCGAGGAGAGUAUGAAAGUAAACUGAAAUGUCAGGAAAAGAAAGUGGAGAAAAUGAAACAAAAAUCAAAAGAUAUGCAGGAAGCUUUCAAAAAUAAACUUGCUGAGCAGGAAGCUAAACUUAAAAAAGAGCUUGAAAACAAGCAGUUGGAGUUCAGUCAGAAAGAGAGUGAAUUCAAUACUAGAAUUUUGGAAAUGGCACAUGCCAGCUCAUCUGGAAUCAAUGAUACUGUAUCAAAACUGGAAUCUAAUCGGAAAGAGCAACUAGCCAGUCUUGCUGAGGAUCAUAGGAAGAAAUUGGAAGAAGUCAUCCAAAGUUGGGAAAAGAAACUUAAUCAGCAGAUUGAAGAGCUCAAGGAAAAGCAUGAUAUGGAAUUGCAAGAGAAAGAGCAGGAAGUUGGAGAUCUGAAACAGAAGCUUUCCACCUUUAGUUCUGAAAAGGAGGACUCCAGAACAGAAAUAACCCAGCUGAAGGAAGAACAAAUGAAAAGGGAUGAAUGUCUAAAGGAAUUGCAAGAACAGCUAAGGCAGUCAGUGGCUAAGGUGAAUACUUUAUCAGAUAAGGAAAUUGACCUGAAAACACAGCUCAAAAAACUGGAAAGUGAUCUUAAACAGUCCCUGAAAGAACAGAAAGGACUUCAGGGACAGCUCAGUAAACAAAAAGAAGUUGAAGAAAAGGACAAAGCCACAAUUACUGAGCUGGCUGAUACACUGAAAAGCCUUGAAGAGAAACUCCAAACAGUGCAAUCUUCUCAGUAUAAAGAUCAUGAAAAUUUUGAGAAAAAAAUAGAGGCAAUUCGGCUAAAGGAAGCUGAGUUUAAAAAGUUGCCAGGAGAACUUAGAGCUCAGUUAGAUGCUUGGAAGAAUGCUGAAGCUUCAUUACAAACUAAAGGCAAUGAACUAAUUGAAAAAUGUAGUGAAAAAAUUGGCAUACUAAUACGUAAAAUUACAGACUGUGAGCACCAAAUUGCAAAAGUUAAAGAAGCAAUAUUAAUCAAAACAAGUAAAAUAACUGAACUAGAAGCUCAACUUAGAGAAAUAACAGAGCAUCAUUCUGCUGCUACUACUUCUUUGCAAAAGUCAAUGCAAGAGCUGCAAGAGAAGGGCAAUUUAAUAAUGUCUAUGAGAGCUGACAUUGAAGGACUUGUAACAGAAAAGGAGCAAUUGCAAAAAGAGGGAGGGCAUCAGCAGCAAGCAGCAUCAGAGAAGGAAACUUGCAUAACACAGCUGAGGAAAGAGUUAUCUGAAAAUAUCAAUGCUGUCACAUCAAUGAGGGAAGAACUCCAGGAAAAACAAUCUGAAGUGUCUGCUCUAAACAAAACAGUUAAUGACCUUAAUGUUAGACUUGAAAGCACAGUAAGUUUAAUCGAGAAGGAAGCAGCCAUGUCUCUGUUAAGCAAGCAACAUCAGGACGAUCAGUUGCAGUUGUUAAAUCAAGUAGAAGAGUUAGCAUCCAGAGUUGAGAUGCCGAGUCAAGAAAAAGCAUCAGCUCUUGAUCAGGUCCAUCAUUGCACAGCCCAGCUGUCAGAGUGGAAGAUGAAAGCACAAACCAGGUUUACACAAAAUCAUGAUACUAUCAAAGAUUUGCAGAGCAAACUUGAGUUAAGCAAUACUGAAGCAAAUAAAAAAGAUGAAGAGCUAAACAAACUGAAGGAACAGCUGGCUAAACAAAGCAAGAACCUUGAUAGUUUAAAAAAUGAAUUGGAACAAAAGCAAAACAGGAGGGAAAAGGAAGAAAGUGAGUUAACCUCAAAGUUAAAAAAACAAGCAGCAAAAAUUGCUGAAUUGGAAAAACACAUUGCUCAGAAAACUUUAGAAAAUGAUUGCUUAGUGGAGGAACUUAAAAAGUGUAAUGAACAAAAAGACACAGAGAAAAAAGAGAUAGUUCAGCAACUCCAUCAAGCAGAGAAGGUGGCUUUUGAAAAGGAAAAUAGAUUUAGGAAGGCUGAAGAAAAAGUGCUUAAUCUUGAGAAGCAGAUAGGUUCACUGAAAGCUGAUUUUGAAGCGAAGGAGAAGGAAUUUGAUCAAAUGAAGUCAGUGAUACUUAAAAGGAAAGAGGAAGAGCUGAAAGAAUUAGAAGAGAGACUGAAUGUAGAGAACAGCACUAAGUUGGCCGAUCUGAAAAAGAAGGCAGAGCAAAAAAUAGGUUCCAUUAGAAAGCAAUUACUGUCUCAGAUGGAAGAAAAGGAACAGCAAUUUAAGCAAAAUAGAGAGGAUCAGUUAAGAGAGUUGGAGCAGAAAGUACAGGAGAGAGAAGCCAAAAUUGACUCCUUAGAAAAAAAAAUUAAGUCAAUAAGAGAUUCCACAGAAUUAGAGAAGGAAGUGCUGGAAAAAGUAGAGAGUGUAAAAGCUGCUGUAGAACAAGAAAAAAAUAGUUUGCUUGAGAGUGUAAAACAGACAUAUAAAGAGAAAAUGCAAGUGUUACAGAAGGGCUUAACUGAAAAAGAUGCAUUAUUGCAGAAGUAUGAGAAGGAACAACGAGAAAGUAAUGACUCUCAUCUAGAACUGCAAAAUAAACAGAAAGAACUCCUUAAAAAACUAGAAUGUGUUGAGAAGAGCCAUCAGGAAGAGCAAGUUAGGAGCCAAAGCCUCAGGAAAGAACUUGAGGAGCAAAGCAAAAAAUAUUCAUUGUUAGCAGAUGAGCAUGCCUGUUGUGAUGGUGUUUUAGCAAGCAGUAGGGAAGAACUGAAAGUUAAAGAACAAAAACAUAUUGAUAUGGAGAAUAUAAUUGGAGAUUUACAGAAAAAAUUGCAGGAAAAGGAGGCAGUCACUCAGUCUUUAGAACAGAAGAUAAAAGAAUUAGAAAACAGUAUAGCAGAGAAAAAUGAAGUGCAUAAGAUUGAAAUGGAAGAUACAAGUUUAAGAUAUGAAGAUAAGCUAAAAUGUCUACAGCAAAAGUUGGAUGAAAGAAAUGACAGUCUUAAAGCUUUUGAGGAAAAUGCUGACGAAAAGACUAGAUCUGUUUUGGAGCUGCAUGAGUCAGUAGUUGAUAUGCAGAACCAGCAGAAAGACUUACAGACUAAACUGGAAGAGACUGAAAGGGAGAAACAAAAACUACGCAAAGAGGUGAAAAAUCUUCAAAAAGACAUACGAACUCUGCGAAAAGACCAUCAGCWAGAGCUUGACUUAGUAAAGAAGGAGUCCUUAGAAGAAAUGGAGCAGAAAAUCAGAUGUGAACAAGAAGACAUUGAGUUGAAGCACAACUUCACCUUAAAGCAGUUAAUAAGAGAGUUCAAUACUCAACUGGCUCAAAAAGAGAGAGAAUUGGAAACAACAGUAAAAGAGACAAUCAGUAAAGCCCAAGAGGUAGAAAAUGAAUUGAUAAAAAACCAUCACAUAGAGACAACACAGUUGCAUAAAAAAAUUGUUGAAAAAGAUGAAGAUCUGAAAAGAACUGUGAAAAAAUAUGAAGAAAUCCUUGAGUCUCGUGAAGAAGAGAUGACAGCAAAAGUUCAUAAGUUGCAGGCACAGCUGGAAGACUUGCAAAAGGAAUACAAACAAAGGAUUGUAGAAGAGGAACAUUGCAACAGUGAAAAAGAAAUGGAAAACCUGACUACCCUGGACAAAGAGAAGGCUGAGGUUCUCAAUGACUCUGUGUCUCUGUCUUCAAUGGCAAGUGCUCCAGCCACACUACCCAAGUCAAAGGCAGAUGCAGGGACUCGGAGAAGGAAGACCCCGAACGCACUGCAGGAGAGGAUCAGGUUUGAGACCAUCUGAUGAACCUGAACGUGCAGAAGUCCAUGGGACCCAAUGAGGUUCAUCUGUGGAUCCUGAGGGAGCUGAAGUUCCUGAGCCACUGUCCAUCAGUUUUGAAAAAUAGUGUCAAUCAGGUGAAGUCUCUGAUGACUGGAAAAUGAGAAUUAAAACCUCAAUUUUUGAAAAGGAGAAAGUGGAAUACCUGGGCAUCUACAGCCUCACCUCUGUGCUAAGCAAAAAUCAUGGAGCAGAUUCUACUGGAAACUAUGCAAAGGAACAUAGGGGAAAAAAAAAAAGAAAAAAGAGGUGGUUGGUAACAGCCACAAUGGCUUUGCAAGGGGAAAAUCAUGCCUAACAAAUUUGGUGACCUUCUAUGAUGGGACUACAGAAUUGCUGAACAGGAGCAGAAUAACUAAUAACUGACAUGGUCUACCUAGACUUAAUGCAAAGUGUUUCACACUCCUGCACGAUAUCCUUGUCUCCAGCUUGGAGAGAMAGGAAUUUGAUGGAUGGAUCAUUCAGUAGAUAAAGAACUGUCUGGAUGGCCACACACAGAGUUUUGGUCAAUGGCUCAUUGUCCACGUGGAGACCAGUUAGAUGGUGAGGUUGCAGCAGUGAUAGAGAAGGAUGAUCGCCUCUUUUGACUGACAGAUGGUGAUGCUGUGUUUGAUGCGUUCGUGGGUUCUGUACUGGGGUGGAUAAUAUUCUACAUCUUUGUCAGUGACAUGGACAAUGGGACCUGUCGGUGUUGAGUGCACCGUCAGCAAGUCUAUUGACAACACCAAGCUCUGUGGUGAUGCAAUCAACACAGAGGAGGGAAGGGAUAAUGCCAUCCAGAGGGACCUCAACAGGCUUGAGAGGUGGGCUGAUGCAAACCUCAUGAAGAUCAAAAAAGCAAAAGUGCAAGGUCCUGCAGGGUUGGGUCAAUCCCAGACACACCAAUGGGUUGGGGGAAGAAGUAGUUGAGAGCAGCCCUGAGGAGAAAGAUUUAGGGGUGACAGGUGAUGAAAAACUUGAUGUGAGCCAGGAGUGUAUGCUCACAGCCCAGAAAGCCAAUCAAAUCCUGGGCUGCAUCACAAGAAGAGUAGCCAGCAGGUCAAAGGAGCUGAUUCUGCCCCUCUACUCUUUUUGUGUAGUGGAGUGCUGUAUUCAAAUCUUGUGUCCCCAACAUAAGGAGAACAUGGAGCUGUUGGAACAAGUCCAGAGGAGGGCUGCAAAGUUCAUAAGAGAGCUGGAGCAACCUCUGCUGUGAACACAGGUUGUGAAAGGCUGUUCAGCCGGGAGAAGAGAAGGUUGCAUGGAGACCUCAUGGAAAACUUCCAGUAUCUGAAGGGGGCCUACAGGAAAGCUGGAGAGGGACUUUUCAUCAGGAACUGUAGUGAUAGGACGAGGAUACAAAUUAGACAUUGGGAAGGAAUUUUUCACUUUGAGGGUAGUGAGACACUGAACAGGUUGCCCAGGGAGGUUGUGGAUGCCCCAACCCUGACAAUGUUCAAUGUCAGGUUGAAUAAGGCAUUAAGCAACCUGGUCUGCUGGGAGAUGUCCCUGCCUAUGGCAGGGACUGUUGAGACUAGAUGAUCUUUAGAGUCCAUUCCAACCUGUUUGCAUUCCAUGAUUCUAUGAUUCCUCAGUUCAUCCCAGAAGUGUAUCAGACAGAUUGACAAUGGUAGCAUAGAGUUGCAAGUAUUUAAAUGUUGCAAAUAUUAAAUCUCUGUAUAAAAGUGAAUAUGUUUACAAUAAACAAAAUGGACAGCUGGUUUUGCCUGUGUCUGGAAUGUUGUCUACAGCUUUAAACUCCUUGGGGUUUCCAUGGCAGACUUUGGUGAAACUCAAAGGACUUAUUCCAUCUGUGGCAGAUGUAAACCAGUUCAGAGAAAUCUACUGCUGGUAAACAUCUCGGUUUUAAAGGAUGAAAGGUGUCUCAUGUGUGGAGGAUGAGGACCAGGUUCUGUGGUAGUACACAUCCCUAGACACAGUUAAAAACAUCCCAGUCAAAGUAGCUGCAGAGCAAGAAUGCAUUUUUUUCCUGAGUAUAAGGAGAUUAAAUAUCAGUGAUUAGUGAUUAAAUAUCAAACUUUCUUAGGUAAUUUUGAGAAUUCUAACUGAAUUCAAAUUUAGCAAAUUGUUCACAAGCAUUCUUUUACAUAGCUGAUUCAACUGAAUAUAAAUGCCUUAUUUCAUACUAUUCAGAAUGGUGAAUUAAUCUCAAAACAACAUAACUAUUCUAAUAGAUUAUGCUGUGGAAUGUGCACGUAAUUCAUGGUAUGUCUUCUGAUCCACUCAAAGCUCAAAUAUUUAGAGUGGUGUAAGUGGGCUUUCAGUUCCUGUCUUAUCAGUAUUUCAGGAUUUGCUUCUUACUCUGAUGCAGUCUGUUCUAGAGUCAAGAGGUAGUUUUCUCUUAUCCUUAGAAAUUAAGAGUUGUUUUUAAUUUUUACCCUAUUUCAGUUUGUCUGUUGCCUAUCCUUUGUAUAUCUAUAGGAAACUAAUUUUGCUGUUACUUGGUACCAUAGUGCAUUAUUUGCAACAGCUGCAAUAUCAUAUAUAUGCAGCAUUACAGAGCUAUGUAGAAAAUUGGAUAGGGCCUGUGGAACUUGUCAACAUACCAGCAUCUGCAUUUUACAAUGCAUUCAAAUAAAUUAUAUUUGCCAUGGGUUUUUUUUUGUCU
This is a messenger RNA of Malurus melanocephalus (red-backed fairy wren), 9178 nucleotides long. It is a transcript of the gene GOLGA4, whose product is annotated as golgin A4. Bases 16 to 6534 code for a protein of 2172 amino acids. Gene Ontology annotation, cellular component: Golgi apparatus. Gene Ontology annotation, molecular function: small GTPase binding. Gene Ontology annotation, biological process: Golgi vesicle transport. The record is from RefSeq and is a predicted model, not a curated record. NCBI's taxonomy places the organism in Eukaryota, Metazoa, Chordata, Aves, Passeriformes, Maluridae. The transcript has 20 exons.